This is a messenger RNA of Prorocentrum cordatum, 408 nucleotides long. NCBI's taxonomy places the organism in Eukaryota, Dinophyceae, Prorocentrales, Prorocentraceae. The record is from the annotation of a GenBank genome assembly.
GGUGCCAACCAGUACCACUGCCCCAAGUGCGACCGCAAGGUCGACGCCCGCAAGAGUCUUCGGCUGGCAAGGCCGCCUCCGUACCUGCACGUUACCGUUGAGCGGUACCACUACGACCUGAAGAAGGGCGAACGCGAGAAGCUGCUGAACCCGGUCUCUUUCCCGCAGAGGCUGCAGCUGCGCGCGUCCGGCGGGGCCCGGGAGGCGGCGGCGCAGACCUCGACGUACGAGUGCAUCGGCUACCUGGAACACGUGUCGGACUCAGCUCACAGCGGCCACUACACGGCCACGCUCUACCAGGAGGAGGAGGACGUGGCCGAGGCGCUGGCCCUGGUGCGCCCAGCCGCGCAGGCCGGCGCGCCGGAGCCGGACGAGGCCGCCGCGCGGGCGGCGCCGGAGGCGGGCGCU